Exaiptasia diaphana is the source of this 1197-nucleotide messenger RNA. RefSeq names its product protein ANTAGONIST OF LIKE HETEROCHROMATIN PROTEIN 1-like. The transcript is spliced from 2 exons. Lineage: Eukaryota; Metazoa; Cnidaria; Anthozoa; Actiniaria; Aiptasiidae. The record is from RefSeq and is a predicted model, not a curated record. The coding region runs from base 1 to 954 and encodes 317 amino acids.
AUGUGUGUUGGCACUAGCCGCUACAAUGUGAUAUUGAAUAUCCUUGCUCCAAGAUUGAAUAGACAGAACUCUAUGUUUAGAGAUUGCUUGCCCCCAAGUAAAGUAUUAGCUAUUGGACUCUAUCGGCUUGCACACGGGAAUUCGUACGUUAGUAUUGCUCCAGCAUUUUGUGUCGGACGGACAACGGUUAUUGAAGCAGUACAAGACGUAGUAAACGCUCUAUAUGAUAUAAGGAACGACUACAUUAAAUUUCCAGAGACUCCAGCGGAAGUCCAAGCAUCGAUAGAAACAUUUAAUGGGCUCGGUAGUUUGCCAAAUGUUGUUGGCGCGAUUGAUGGUUCGCAUAUACCAAUAAGAGCYCCARAGGAAAGUGCAGCUGAUUAUUUCAGUAGAUAUCAACAAUACGACUUUAUCAUACAAGCCAUUGUAAACGGCAAAAGAUUGUUUAUUGAUUUUGCUUGUGGUUUUCCGGGAAGCAUGCACGAUUCACGCGUAUGUAGAUGCAGUGAUGUAUACAGAAAUGCAGAACAGCGAACUAUACUCACUGAGCCUGUUGUGAAUAUAAACGGGGAUGAAAUUGGCCCAUAUUUAGUUGGAGACAGUGCCUAUACAUUAUGUCCGUGGCUAAUUAAACCUUACCCUGAGGGAACAAGAGAUCCUGACGAGAUAUUGUUUAAUAAAAACUUGUCCUCAGCUCGAGUACAAGUGGAGUGYGCGUUUGGCAUUUUGAAAGGCCGCUGGAGAAUUCUACAAAAGCGUUUUGACAGCAAGAUCAACUUUGCAAUCAAAUGUGCUGUCGCCUGCGCUGUUUUACAUAACAUUUGCCUUCAAAACGGCGAUGACUGGGAUGACGAAUAUGAGGAUGCUAAUGYCCAGCAAAACCCCGGAGCAAAUGUGUUACGAGAUGGAGACGAUAUAAGAGACAAACUAAAGGACUACAUCGCUCAAUUGUAACUGUGUUUAAUAAACUUAUAAUCAUUAUGGGUACUAGAACUAUUCUCAUUUUGUUUGAUAAUUUCAAUCACAAAUGCCAUCUUUUUACGAAAAUUACACGUUGAAUUGUAAUCAUAAAGAUAAAUUCUMAAAUCAUCUUAAAUGGACGCAUGCACAUAUUAAAUUUUAAAUGGAUUCAAUCAUAUCCAAACCUUUUAUCUAAAAUUGUUAUAAAGGUCAUGACAAAGUUAUUUCUUAAUUAAU